Messenger RNA from Metopolophium dirhodum (rose-grain aphid), 885 nucleotides. RefSeq lists its product as uncharacterized. NCBI's taxonomy places the organism in Eukaryota, Metazoa, Arthropoda, Insecta, Hemiptera, Aphididae. The transcript is spliced from 8 exons. Gene Ontology annotation, molecular function: odorant binding. The record is from RefSeq and is a predicted model, not a curated record. Bases 108 to 755 code for a protein of 215 amino acids.
CAAUACACCUGUACUUAGUGUUCAUUUUAGAGGUUCUAACUUCUAGACUCUACCUAGUUGUCACUAUUGUCAAUACGACUUUAUGAGAUAUUAAUUUAACGGUUAAAAUGCAAAAGGUGGUUUUUAUAUGUAUUUUUGCGAUCAUCUGCCAAACAGUAUUUACUGCUGGGUACGAUAGAACAUGGAUUUUACGCCAAAAACGAAUGACAAAUGAUGACGAAUGCCGAACUCUCCUUCCAAGCCCGGAAAACAAAUUACCUUCAUGUUGUCAAAUGCCAGAUAUAUUACCCAAUUCGAACAGUACUUGGGCAAAAUGUUUUGAGACUUUCAAACAAUUCAAGGAUAAACCUGAAACAAAAGAAUAUAAGGAAAUGGCACAUGGAAAAGAGCCACCAUGUCUUUUUCAAUGUAUUUUCGUGCAAUCUGGAUUAACUACUAGUGAUGGAAAACUCAAUGAAGAUGCUAUCACCAAAAAAAUGAGCGAAGGAAUAAACAAUGAUGAAAAAUGGAAGUCUACAUGGCAGAACUCUCUCAAUAAAUGCUUUGAUGAUGUCAAACAAGAAGAUAAAAAACAAAUUCUAAUCAUGAAUACUCCAGCGGGAAGAUUGAUGAAAUGUUUCCUAAGGGAUAUGUACAUGAGCUGCCCCAAAAAUGUAUGGGUUGAAAGCUCAGAAUGCUUGAACAUGAAGGAUUUGGUGCAAAAAUGUCCGGAAAUGCCCCCACCAGUUUUCAAAUCACCACCUAAAUUAAUUUAAUUUGGAAAAUUACUCAUCUGUAGUAGUAGUUAAGUCAUUUUUAGAGAUUAAAAAAAAUACUAUAUGUUGAAUGUAAUGGAUAAACAAUUACAACAUUGAAAAUAAAUUAUAAACACUUUAGAAUUAAAAA